AUGUGUACAAAAUCAGAACCUCCAAGUACACAUUACCAUUCAAACCAAUUAAACCUGACUUCAAGUUCUAUGCUAAAUCAUAUGAUCGAAAACCUAAAAUUGAAGUUUUUGGACUAUUUAAAACCCAAUUGGCAGAAAUGUCUGAUAUUUUUUCAUUUUAGGAGUAUUUUAGAUACAGUUGGGAAAAGAAUUGUACAUCCUUGUCCUUACUCUGGUCAAAUCAGAAUUGUUGAUAUGUCAGUGGAAAAUGAAAUGUCUGUGCAGUUCCUCAAAGGACAAUAUAAAAUAACAUUUAAAAUGCUUAAUGAGGAGGAUGAUGACAUAAUUACGAUACAUAACUCAUGA
This is a messenger RNA of Clunio marinus, 345 nucleotides long. The record is from the annotation of a GenBank genome assembly. NCBI's taxonomy places the organism in Eukaryota, Metazoa, Arthropoda, Insecta, Diptera, Chironomidae.